Molecule: messenger RNA, 725 nt
Organism: Sebastes umbrosus (honeycomb rockfish)
Lineage: Eukaryota; Metazoa; Chordata; Actinopteri; Perciformes; Sebastidae
Product: histone H3
Exons: 1
Coding region: 243-653 (136 amino acids)
Cellular component (GO): nucleosome
Molecular function (GO): DNA binding; protein heterodimerization activity; structural constituent of chromatin
Source: RefSeq, a predicted model, not a curated record
AUGUUUAUCUGUAUUUUAUUAUUGUUAGUACCUCAAAGCUUUAGGAAUUUACAAAUCAAAAGAUGCGCGGGUCAGUUGAAUUUUCAAAUUUCUCUCCUCCAAUAGCUGAGCUGCUGUAUCACGUGCAUACAUUGGACCAAUCAGCGUUGCCGGCGCGCCGGCUCUGGCUAUAUAAGCAGUGGCUGUCUCUGUUGAAGCACAACUAUUUUUCUUGAGUUAAGAGAAGCUGACGCUCACCAACAAUGGCAAGAACCAAGCAGACCGCUCGUAAGUCCACCGGAGGCAAAGCCCCCAGAAAGCAGCUGGCCACCAAGGCCGCUCGUAAGAGCGCCCCGGCCACCGGCGGCGUGAAGAAGCCUCACCGUUACAGGCCCGGUACCGUGGCCCUGAGAGAGAUCCGUCGCUACCAGAAGUCCACCGAGCUGCUGAUCCGCAAGCUGCCCUUCCAGCGCCUGGUGAGGGAGAUCGCCCAGGACUUCAAGACCGACCUGCGCUUCCAGAGCUCUGCUGUCAUGGCUCUGCAGGAGUCCAGCGAGGCUUACCUGGUCGGCCUGUUCGAGGACACCAACCUGUGCGCCAUCCACGCCAAGAGGGUCACUAUCAUGCCCAAAGACAUCCAGCUGGCCCGCCGUAUCCGCGGAGAGCGGGCUUAGACUGACCUGACAGUUAUCAACACAACGGCUCUUUUAAGAGCCACACAUCUGCCUCUAAGAGCUGUGAUCCUU